Molecule: messenger RNA, 1853 nt
Organism: Pistacia vera
Lineage: Eukaryota; Viridiplantae; Streptophyta; Magnoliopsida; Sapindales; Anacardiaceae
Product: aspartyl protease family protein At5g10770-like
Exons: 2
Coding region: 238-1707 (489 amino acids)
Biological process (GO): proteolysis
Molecular function (GO): aspartic-type endopeptidase activity
Source: RefSeq, a predicted model, not a curated record
UUUUCCCUCUCUCUCUCACCUCCUCCACCACUAUAUCAUCACGUGAAUCCACAAUAAUUUCUCAUGCACUUAAUUGUGGGGUCAUUUAGCCACCCCUUCCUCUUUUGUUCUCUUCCCUAACUCCAACUCUCAAGAAUCUCCAAUCCCCUCUCUCUAAUUCUUCCUUCUUCUUCUUCUUCUUCUUCUUCAAAUAUAUUCCGCUCUUCUUUUUUCAUUCUUUCUUCAUUAUCUUCAACAAUGGUGAAACAAACUUCAUCUUUUCAUGCUCUUCUUAUUGUUUUUGUUUUUUUUUUUCUUGGUGUUGCAGCCAAAGGGGUUCAUAGUUUUCAAGAGAAGAAUUAUCAUAACCUCCUCAAUCUUCAGAAUAUUAUUCUUCAAUGGCAACAGCAACAACACCAGAAUGGAGAACUCUCAAGUUGUCUCUCUCAGAGAUCAAGAUCCGUGAAAGGUGCAACAAUUCUACAAAUGAAGCACAGGGCCUACUGUUCCGGAAAGGUCAUAAACUGGAACAAGGAGCAGCAAAAACUCCUAGCUCUGGAUGUUCUACAUGUCAACUAUCUUCAAUCCCGAAUCAAAAACCUUCAUUCUUUCAACAAAAAUGGAGUUCUGGACACCCAAAUCCCUAUAACUUCUGGGGUAAAACUUCAAACUCUAAACUACAUUGUCACAGUCGAGCUCGGCGGUCGACAAAUGACUUUAAUUGUCGACACUGGAAGUGACCUGACAUGGGUUCAAUGCCAGCCCUGCAAAUUAUGUUACAAUCAACAAGAUCCUCUUUUUAACCCUUCAAUGUCUCCUUCAUACAAACAAAUUUUAUGCAACUCUUCGACUUGUAAAUCCCUGGAAAUUGCCACCGGAAAUUCUGGACUUUGCGGAGGAAAUCCUCCGACCUGUAACUAUUAUGUUAGUUAUGGGGACGGAUCCUACACUCGCGGUGAACUAGCCCGUGAAAAUCUAAAUCUUGGGACGAUUCCGGUGAUUAAUUUUGUAUUCGGUUGUGGGAGAAAUAAUCAUGGUUUGUUCGGAGGAGCUUCAGGCCUGCUGGGUCUUGGAAGGAGUGAUAUCUCAGUGGUGUCUCAAACUUCAUCAAUUUUCGGAGGAGUUUUCUCCUAUUGUUUACCUUCAAUGGAAGCCGGAGCUUCAGGAUCUCUAGUUCUUGGAGGAAAUUACUCGGUUUAUAGGAAUUCGACUCCGUUUUCAUACACCAGGAUGAUUCCGAAUCCCCAACUGACUACAUUUUAUUUCCUGAAUCUUACAAGUAUCAGCAUUGGUGGGGUGCAAUUGCAGGCUCCAGGUUUCGGGAAAUUUCCAGGGAUUUUGAUUGAUUCCGGGACGGUUAUUUCCAGGCUUCCGCCUGGAAUUUACAGGGCCCUGAAGGCAGAAUUUUCGAAGCAAUUUUCAGGAUAUCCUUCGGCUCCAGGAUAUUCCAUCCUGGAGACAUGUUACAAUCUCAGUAGCUACCAGGAAGUGAAUGUUCCAAUAAUGAAAUUCCAGUUUGAGGGAAAUUCUGCUAUGCAUGUUGAUGUAAGGGGAAUGUUUUAUUUUGUGAAAUCGGAUGCGUCACAGGUGUGUUUAGCUCUCGCGAGUCUUUCGUUUGAAGAUGAAAUUGGGAUUAUUGGGAAUUAUCAGCAGAGGAACCAGAGGAUUGUUUAUGAUAUAAAGGAAUCGAAGGUUGGAUUUGCAGGAGAAACUUGCAGUUCAAUUUGAGAAGAAAUUGAAUUUGAGAGAAAUAGUUGUGUGGAUUCAAAUUUUCUUUUUUCCCUCCAAGGCAAGCCAAGUAAUUUUGGCUUUAUUAUUGCUGAUUUUCAUUGAAUAGUUUUUUAUGUCCAUAUAAUAUAUUAAUCAAUAUAUAU